AUGCCCGCCUGCUGUUGUUCGAGCGCCGCGGCAGCGAUCCAGACCUCCACCUUCUGCGAUCAUGACCUCUUCUCAUCACUGGCGCCGUCGUUGGAAGGCUUUCCCUCGGCUGUGCCAGUCUGUCAAUCCUUUGAUACCCUCACCCACGAGUCGGCACUCUGGGCAGAACCCGAUCUGUCCUUUGCCGAUACCGACUGGAAUUUCAUAUCUGUGAAUCAACCGACUCCAUACCCUCCUGGCUAUGACGGUGGCGAUGUCCCUGUCAUGGACCUUGGGUAUGGGUCUGCCUCUGCUUUCAACUCUCUUUCGGAUUCCGGAUCAAUCGAGCACCAACAAUAUGUUUCUACGUCCCUUGCUCAUAGCUCCGUCAAUUCACAAGAUGGCCACUCGCAUUCUUCCCCUGUCUCUCAGUUUCCUGCUCCCGUCUCGACUUCUCUUUCUAGCCCCGCUACCUCUCAGAGCGAUGAUACUCCAAGCCGUGUUGAUCCGUCACGGGUAGAAAAGCGUAAGCUCAAUACUCUCGCGGCCCGGAGAUGUCGGCAGAGACGCGUGGAUCGGAUGAAGGAACUUGAAGCCGAGUUGGAGAAGGUCAGGAAGGAACGAGAUGAUUGGAGACUUCGGUGUUCGAAGCUGGAAGGUGAAACGGAUGCUUUGAAGGGUCUUCUCACUCGCAGGAGCAAAGAUACAUAG
Messenger RNA from Penicillium griseofulvum, 690 nucleotides. Its product is annotated as bZIP transcription factor JlbA/IDI-4. NCBI's taxonomy places the organism in Eukaryota, Fungi, Ascomycota, Eurotiomycetes, Eurotiales, Aspergillaceae. Gene Ontology annotation, molecular function: DNA-binding transcription activator activity, RNA polymerase II-specific; RNA polymerase II transcription regulatory region sequence-specific DNA binding. The transcript has 3 exons. Bases 1 to 690 code for a protein of 229 amino acids. Gene Ontology annotation, biological process: regulation of transcription by RNA polymerase II. Gene Ontology annotation, cellular component: nucleus. The record is from RefSeq and is a predicted model, not a curated record.